CCAAUGUCAAUGUACUAUCUUGCUCAGGGCUGCACAUUCCUGCUGGCAGGCUCUUUAGCAGACGUCCUAGGAAGCAGGAGAACAUUUCUGUCUGGAUGCUUUCUACAGACUGUUUGCCAUCUGGUUAGCGGACUGGCCCGGACUGGCGCGCAGCUUAUUGUUGUCAGAUUUAUAUCCGGCAUAGCUUACCCAAUGUGUUUCAUCUCCGCAAUGAGCAUUCACGUGGAGAAUCUUCCAAUUGGGAAGUUACGCAAUUUCGCAUUUUCCUGCACGAGUGCAAGUCAAUAUAUCGGAUCUGGAGUAGGCAUCAUCCUUAGUGGAAUGCUCUCGGAGACUGCUGGUUGGCGAUGGGGCUUUCAUUGCGCUGCAAUUUUAAGCCUAUUGGGGUUUCUAGUAUCAAUUUGGACGAUUCCCCAACAGCCCCACGAACCAGAAUCUAUUCCAUGGACAGAGCUGGCUGAAGAUAUGGAGUGGUCUGGAACUUUGCUCGCAAGUUCAUUGACCGCGCUCCUAUUCUCUGCACUAGCUGUCAUCACAAACAAUGUAGCAAACAUUGGCAGAUCGGGCCUCUUCGUUCCUCUUGCUCUUUCUUGGAUCCUCCUUGUCGCCUUCCUAUUCUGGCAUGAUUGUUGGGAAAGAGACAGCACACAGCGCAUUCAGAAUUCUCUUUGGGCAAACUACCAUUUCCUCUCCAUGUGUCUAGUUGUUUUCUUCGUCUACACAUCUUCUCACUCUACGUCACAGCUUAUGAUCUUCGUAUUCCAACGAGCACAAGGGCUUUCGGUUCUACAAUCUUCUUGGCGAUAUCUGGCAAUCCCUAUCGCCGGCGCCCUGAGCAGUCUGCUCACUGGACAUUUCUUAUCUCGUGUUGAAGCCAACAAUAUCCUCAUCAUUGCAAUAGUGCUCUCUAGUCUCUCUCCACUCUUGAUGGCUACAUUGAGCCUAGCUUCGCCUUACUGGGAAUGUGCAUUGCCCGCUGUUUCAUUGAACCCGGUGGCAUCAAAUUCGGUUAUCCCAAUUGCCACAAUGAUGGUUGCUGUGUUUUUUUCUCCAGAAACUCAGGGGCUUGCAAUGGGAGUACUAUGCACUGUGGCAAUGGUUGGAGCCUCUGUGGGCAUGGCACUGACUGCGCUUAUUUCAAACGAUGUCAGUACACAGCUACUCCAGACCCCCGACCGAAGUACUUCUUUACACGAAUCCCCAGAGACAUGGAUGGGCGGCUAUCGGGCUGCAUUCUUGUUCUUGUUCUCACUGAACUUGGUCGGCUUGGCCAUCACUCUUGGCUGUUUGCGAAAACUGGGAUACUUAGGUCGAAAAUUAGAUAUAGGCCAUUAG
Penicillium verrucosum is the source of this 1335-nucleotide messenger RNA. RefSeq lists its product as uncharacterized. Gene Ontology annotation, molecular function: transmembrane transporter activity. The transcript is spliced from 2 exons. NCBI's taxonomy places the organism in Eukaryota, Fungi, Ascomycota, Eurotiomycetes, Eurotiales, Aspergillaceae. The record is from RefSeq and is a predicted model, not a curated record. Gene Ontology annotation, biological process: transmembrane transport. Gene Ontology annotation, cellular component: membrane. The annotation marks the transcript as partial.